Molecule: messenger RNA, 1610 nt
Organism: Camponotus floridanus (Florida carpenter ant)
Lineage: Eukaryota; Metazoa; Arthropoda; Insecta; Hymenoptera; Formicidae
Gene: Fip1
Product: pre-mRNA 3'-end-processing factor FIP1
Exons: 4
Coding region: 60-1604 (514 amino acids)
Cellular component (GO): mRNA cleavage and polyadenylation specificity factor complex
Molecular function (GO): RNA binding
Source: RefSeq, a predicted model, not a curated record
AUUAUACCUAUGUUCGAAGAGGCGUACACAUGUUUGUCAAAUAGAGAGAAAAAGGAAGAAUGGCGGACGAAAACGAAGAUCAGUGGUUGUAUGGGGAUUCUACCGAUGGAAAGGAAUAUGUCAAUAUACCGUCGGAGAUUCAACAAAAUGAUUCGACAAAAACACAAGAAAAAUCUCAAAUUCCAGAGGACCUUAAAAUGGAGGGAAUUAAUGAAACACCGCCCGAGAUGCAGGAUAUUGAUUUCCCUGUUGAAGGUCAUGAAGAAUCCUCUUUAUUGAAUAAUGUACAGGAAGAGAAUAAUAUGGAUACAAAUAAGAAUGGAAUUAGAGAAGCUUCUAGCCAGGAGGAUGGCGAAGCAGCCAGUGAUUCCGAUUCUGAUGAUGAUGUACAUGUUGUGAUUGGCGAUAUCAAAUCGACACCGGCAUAUGGUAGCUUAAAUAUCAAAAGAGGAGGAUUGCUGACUAAUGCAUCUGGUGUGCCAGAUAAAUUGAGCAAACAGCCAGGAAAGUUCAGUAUAGAUGAGUUUGAGACUAUUGGAGUUAUCAAUGGGAUACCAGCUCAUGAAUAUAAUUUAGAUCAAUUAGAAGAUAAGCCGUGGAGACAACCUGGUGCAGAUAUCACGGAUUAUUUCAACUAUGGCUUUAAUGAGGAAACCUGGAGAGCGUAUUGCGAACGUCAGAAACGGAUGCGAAGUGAAUCAGGAGUGGGAUUGAUUUUGAAUGCAGGAGGUAGCGGUGGUAAUCCUGGCAGCAUGAGGGUACCUCAAGUGGCGAUAACCAAUGAUAACAGUAAAUACUCAGGUAUUAUGGGUCCUAAAAGAGCUGGUCCACCGCCAGGACGAAAAAUGGCAGGGACUAUAGAUGUUAUUGGAAGUUCUGGUUUAGCUUCCCGAAGGAAUUUGGAUAAAUCCCCGCCGAAAGGAAAUGUUAUACAAGUCAUGACGGCCGAUAGGAGAGAAUAUUCUAGAAAGCCAGGUUUUCCUGAUAUGAGUGUACCACCUCCUGGAGCAGGGAUGCCACCACCGUUUGAUAUGCCUCCACCGGGAUAUGCCGGAGAGCCAGCGCCGUUCUACAUGCCGGAAACUGAUCCAUAUUAUCAGAGUUAUGAACCCACACAGGACAACCAGUGGGGUAAUGAUCCGACAUGGCAACCGACAAAUCUGGCAAUCCCGAUGACCGAAGGUGAAGACGACAAAGAUAUGGGACCUAAGACCAUACCCACCAUGGUUCCACCAACAUCCAUUCCUCCUUUAAUGCAACCACGCGAUCAACGGGACGGCAGAGAUCGAGAACGAGACAGGGACAGAGAUCGAGAAUUGGAUUCUAUGGGCAGAGAUAGGGAUAGAGACAAAGAUAGAGAUCGUGAUCGCGAUAGAGAAAAAGACUCAAUGAUAAGGGACCGUGAUAGAGAUAGAGAUUCGAUGACGCGAGAUGAAGAUCGAGAGCGUGAUAGGUCCAGAUCUCAGUAUCGUCAUAAAGAUCGGCAUCGGCAUCGAUCAAGGUCACGAUCUCGUAGACACAAAUCAAGAUCGCGAAGUCCGAGCCGACGUAAGAAGAAAUCCAGACGCUCGGAUAGAGAACGUUCUAAGGAAGAAAGCGAAUAAAUAUAU